Molecule: messenger RNA, 5628 nt
Organism: Vombatus ursinus (common wombat)
Lineage: Eukaryota; Metazoa; Chordata; Mammalia; Diprotodontia; Vombatidae
Gene: KCTD12
Product: potassium channel tetramerization domain containing 12
Exons: 1
Coding region: 89-1084 (331 amino acids)
Biological process (GO): regulation of G protein-coupled receptor signaling pathway; protein homooligomerization
Cellular component (GO): postsynaptic membrane; presynaptic membrane
Molecular function (GO): protein binding
Source: RefSeq, a predicted model, not a curated record
UCUCCCGGCCGCCUCCUCCUCUUCUCUAGUCUUCUGUUUCUUCUUUCUCUUCCACCUCCUCCAUCCCCAUCCCACCCGCGUCUUCUGGAUGGCUCUGGCGGACAGCACACGUGGAUUACCCAAUGGGGGCGGUGGCGGCGGGGGCGGCAGCGGCUCCUCGUCGUCUUCGUCGGAGCCGCCUCUGUUUCCCGAGAUCGUGGAACUGAACGUGGGGGGCCAGGUAUAUGUGACCCGGCGCUGCACCGUGGUGUCAGUGCCGGACUCGCUGCUCUGGCGUAUGUUCUCGCAGCAGCAGCCGCAGGAGCUGGCCCGGGACAGCAAAGGUCGCUUCUUUCUGGACCGGGACGGCUUUCUCUUCCGCUACAUCUUGGAUUACUUGCGGGACUUGCAGCUUGUGCUUCCCGAUUACUUCCCCGAGCGCAGCCGGUUGCAGCGAGAGGCAGAGUACUUCCAGCUGCCCGAGCUCGUGCGCCGCCUCGGGGCUCCCCAGCAGCCCGGGACGGGCCCGCCGCCGCCCCACCCUCGGCGUGGGGUAUACAAAGAGGGUUCCGUGGGGGGCGGAGGCGACGAGGGGCUGCCCCUGGGCUAUCUGGACCCGGAGCAGCAAGAGGGCGCCUCGGCAGGGGCGCCCUCACCCACCCUGGACCUAGCUAGCCGCAGCCCGUCUGGGGGCACCGGGGGUCCGCUGCUCACCCCAUCCCAGUCCCUGGACGGCAGCCGGCGCUCGGGCUACAUCACCAUCGGCUACCGGGGCUCCUACACCAUCGGGCGGGACGCGCAGGCGGACGCCAAGUUCCGGCGGGUGGCGAGGAUCACAGUGUGUGGCAAGACAUCUCUGGCUAAGGAGGUAUUCGGGGAGACCCUGAACGAGAGCCGAGACCCUGACCGGCCCCCGGAGCGCUACACUUCUCGCUACUACCUCAAGUUCAACUUUCUGGAGCAGGCCUUCGAUAAGCUUUCUGAGUCCGGCUUCCACAUGGUGGCCUGCAGCUCCACGGGCACCUGCGCCUUUGCCAGCAGUACGGACCAGAGCGAGGACAAGAUCUGGACCAGCUACACCGAGUACGUCUUCUGCCGGGAGUGAACCAUUUGGACACUCUCCUUUCUUUAGCCAUCCCCUCCCCCCUUUCCAUGCAUCUAUGAGGGAUAUUAUUUUAUCCCACUAGGUUUUAUCUGCGCCCCCCACCUCCACAACCCUCCUCUAUUCCUCAGAGACACUUUCUGUUAUGACUUCUUGUCUCUAAUAGCCCAUCUUACCCUCCAAUUUAGUCUCAGCCCUUGAACUUGAAGUUCGAUCCCUUUCUUUGCUGAUCUUUUAACCCCGGUUCACGGUUCCUAUCGAGAAGGGUUGAAAGGCACAUUUUUCUCCUUCCGCUUGGCUAUCAGACUCCUCUGUCUCAGUCCCACUCCGACCCCCAUUCCCUUCCCCAUCUUCUUUCCAGCCUGUCUUAAACCUGGAUCAAGGGAGACAAGGUUGUCACAAAACAAAACGGAAACACAACAACAAUACCGCACCAAAUACUUUGGACUUGACGACAAUGCCCGGAACUGUUCAAACUCGGAUGGGGAAGGUAUCUAGGGUGUUGGAGAAAGUAACAUUCCUUGAAAUCUUCUCAAGUGCUUGUGACUCAUAAGGUGGUCGAAAGGGUUGAAAAUUGAUAAUAUUAAAGCCUGAGAAAAGUUCAUGAUUUUAAAAGGUUAUAGUACAGCCUUUUUUGACUUUGUUUUAAUGAUAGAUUUUAACUGGAUGCAAAGGAUAUUAGAGACUGGGAGCAAGAGAGACUGUUCUGGAAUUUGGGACACUUUGGAUACAAUUGAAUUACUUUAAAUGAAUAAAGUCUUUAAAAAUGUUAAAGGUUAAAGUAAGAAAAGAACAACUGGCUACAUUUUUAGUUCUUUCGAUUUUCGUGUAGAGUAGACUUUGCAAGCUAUUUACACUUGCAGAAAGGGAGCUAGUUGACUGCUGUGCUUCCUGAGGCUGACUUCCCUGGCCCAUCACCAAGAGCAGUUUGCUCUACUUUAGUUGACAUGGCAGCCAUUAUUGGCAACAGGGAGGAAUAUUGCUGUCAUAGAAGACAAUAAGUAAGCCCGUCUGCAGCAUUGCAUGAAAUAAUUUGACAGUGAGUUUAAAAAAACGGUAGAACAGCCAGUAUUUUCAGUGGAAGAGCCAUGGAUAUGAAAAAAGCACCAGGUGUGGAUGGAGGGGUUUCUUUUUCUUCCAGCGAAGGAGAUUUGGUCCUUGCUUGGCUCUGACUAGCAAGUACAUUGGAAUUAGGGAGAAGAGGCACUUGGUUUGAAAUCUGAACAUUUUCACCAUCUGUUUAAGUACAUGCAUGAUUUUGAUGCCAAACAGUGAAAGAAAGCACAUGCUCAGCAAUUUAUAGAGAUGUUAAAUAACACACAGUAAAACAACAGUUACUGAAAAAGCAGCUUAUUAAGUUCACCAUUCUGAUUUCUAACUUUGAAUUUACUAGUACUUAUAUGAUCUAACCAAAGAACUUCCAGUAGAGUUUUAGUCUUUAAACUUUAUUUCCUCAUUCUGGAGAGGAAUUCUAAAUGACAAUUUUUAAAAUCCUCUUUUACUUGAGUAAAAUAUGUUUAAUUUUUGGUUACACAUAGAUUUAAGACCACUUGUUGUUAUUUUUUAAAAGCCAAAUGCUUGUUUGCUGAGUAAACCUGAAAACAGUAUUUUUGCAUUCUCUCAUGGAAUUUGUUAGAAGAAAGGUGGAAUAUAUCCAAGGUGAUUCAUUUGCAGAAAAAUCUAAGCGCCAAAUGCUGUCCAGUUGUAGAGAGUUGUAAAAUGGAGUAUUUUUAAAAGAAGGCAAAUAAAUGCUUAAAAGUUAAUGGAGCAAUAAAUGGUAACUUGAGGCUAGUGCAACAGAAUACAGAAUGAGACCUGGUUGCCUUAUGCCUUUACUCUAAAAUGAAAUAAAUCCCCUUUUGCAUAUCCUAUCUAUAUCAUAAGUGAAAGGAAACUGAUCCUAGCUCCUGAGUGUGUAAGAUGUCAUUCUCUGGAGAUUUCCUGGCCUACAAGUCUUUCUGUCUUUUUGUUUGUUUCACUACUUUUCUCAGAAGUAUCUUUUGAAAAGAUUUUGUAAGAAUCAAUUUUCAGGAAAAGUAUAUAAGUACUUUUUCUUUAUUUCUUUUUUAAAAAAAUGAACCUUGUACUGUAUCUUAUGCCCAUUAACAGAAUUAAGGAUGGAAAUUUAAAUCUUAAAUGACUUAUGACCCAAUGUAUAUAUAGAGUAUGCAAACAUUCAUCUUUUAGUUUUAAAAUUCAUUUACUAAUGUUAUGAAAUGUCAUAAAUUAGCCCAUUCCCUUGUUUCAUGUGCUGUACAUACUAAGGCAAUAUGUUCUGAUCAGUUUCCUUAUUCCCAUUUCUAUGAAAAAAUUGAGUAUAAAAGAAGUACAAUUGCAUAGCUGAGUUGGCCCACUAUGAUUUGCUUGAAUCUCAGUUAUCCCCAAAUUUCUGUUGAUUUGAUGCCAUCUUCCAAUUAAGGUACCUGUAUUUUUAAUCUGCUACCUUUUUCUUCUUUUUGAUAUGGGGACGGUGAGGGUUAGAGUUUUUUAUUACAGUGCCUGUCUAGCAACAGGUUUUUUUUCUUCCAAAGUUAGAAUGUGUUUUACGAUAGAAUUAUUGAAUGACAUAAGAUGAUAGGAAUGAGUGAUAGUAUAAGGAGAAUCAUUUUUCUUAGUAUUUUAAAUACCAUCUUAGACUUGGUAAUUAUUAAAAUGUUAAUCUCACUGCAGUCUGAAGUGAGUUAGUGUUGUUUGUUCAGUAUCUAGUGGCCAAAGGUGAACAGCACAAAAAAAAUUAGGCCAAAUGACAUUCAGUUAUUAGUUCAUUAGACAAGCAUACCCAGAACUUAAGUCCUAGAGAUUUAUAUCUGAAAGGGAAUACAGAGGUCACUGGGUCCAAUUCCUUCACUUUAUAGAUGAGGAAACAGGCCUAGAAAAGUGAAGUGAUUCCUGGAGGUCCUUUGACUCCAAAGUUAGUGUGUUUUCCAUUAUACUUGCUCUUCCUCUUAAGAAGGACCUCAAAAAACAUAUUUAACAGUUAAAAGAAUUAGUGAUUCUUAAUAAUUGAAAGAUUUAGUGAUUCUUAUUUAUGUUCACAUACCCAUAAAACUCCAUCCAAACCAUCCAGGAAGCACUUUCCAUAAGUACUAGGUUCUCAUCUCUCAAACUCAUAUGGCUCUCUUUACAAACCUUGUGAAUUUUUAAUCUAUUAAGUCCUUGGGUUGAAUCUGAUGUUUUGUAUAUCCUUUAGUUGGAGGACUAGAGAUUCAAUAGUUAAGGAAGGUUGACUGUGCUUUCCUUAAAGAGAUGAAUCCUUUGCCCUCAAAUUGAAAGUGAGAUGCCCUAAACUGGAACAGAGUCUUUAAUGAAAGACUGGUAAUUUUCUGGUGAAUUUAGACUGUAUUGAUAGUCUAAAUAAUUUUGGUAAAGAAGUCUACUUUGAAAUUGGAACCUUUAGCUGGAUUUCUACAGAUCAAAACAAAUUGAAGGUUGGCAAUUACCUGUUAAAUACUGGCAGUAUAGAUAAUUAAUUUGGGUAAUUCAGGCCUUCCAAAAACACUUAUGACUGAACAACUUAGGGAAAAUUGGGGAAGGGAAGAGAGGGAGGAACACUAAUUAUCCAGGUAAUUUUGACUAUUAUAAAACUGGUUCAGAUUACAUGGAAACUAUCCAUGUUGAUCCAUAUGUUCUUUGAUAUUUAGAAGCUCAACAGGAAAUUGUCAUUUCCUUAAUAAUUAAUUUCAUUUUAAAAUAAAAAAGGUAAUUGUGGGGUAUCUUGAGUCCACUAGUGGUUAAAAAAACAGGUACCAUUAUUAUUAAUACUGUUCUAUCUCUUUUGAAACCAUAUGUUUGACAGGAUAUAUAUUUUUAUACAUGUAGAUUAUGAGCCAUAUUCAUCCUAGUUUUUAGACUGAAUGGUGUAGAAAACAGAAAUCCCUUGAGGAUGUUAGAGACCAAAUUAAAUUUUUUUUCAAUAUGUUUGUGUUUUAUAUUGGGUUGUAUUUUGAUUAAAGUGUUAAAAAUCUAGAAUACAUUGUAUUUGACAUUAUUGUGCUUAUAUCCCUAGCAAGAAAAAGCUUCCUAAUCCCACAUUCUUACACAACAUACUAUGUACCUGGCAACUUCUCUGAAGAAGUUCACUGUCAGUUGAGGAAUACUCACACUUGGUUUAUUUUCAAGCGAACUCACAAUGCAAACUACUUAUGAUCAUUCAGUUUUCUUUAAUGCAGGGAAUUUUCAUGGAGCUUAGAUAAAGUACUUUAUUUGUGUAGUGCCAUAGACACAUACCACCCAAAUCACACUAAGUUCCCCUUUGAGAAUAGAUGUUUUUCUAAUCUUACAGAAAAAUCAGUACAUUAUUAAUGAAACUAAUGAUGAUUUUAGUAGAAUAUUGUUACAUUGAAAAGUCUUGAGAGAGAACCAGAAACUAAUGAAGAGUUUCUUUCACAGGCAAAAUAACAAGUUUUAUUCAAUUGAUUGAAGGUUUGCUUUAAUAAUAGGCUACAAGAGAGUAUGAAUGUGUGUUGUGAACCUAUUGGAGAAGAUUCUUUGUACUGAAUUGUGAAUAACUAGUCAUUAGUGAUUAUUAAAAUGGCUAUUUUUCUUCA